Messenger RNA from Physeter macrocephalus (sperm whale), 1804 nucleotides. RefSeq names its product transmembrane and coiled-coil domains 6 (gene TMCO6). Gene Ontology annotation, molecular function: protein binding. The record is from RefSeq and is a predicted model, not a curated record. The coding region runs from base 90 to 1559 and encodes 489 amino acids. NCBI's taxonomy places the organism in Eukaryota, Metazoa, Chordata, Mammalia, Artiodactyla, Physeteridae. The transcript has 12 exons.
UCUGCGCUGCGGCUGCGCAGUCUGUACCAUCUUCUAGAACCCUGGGAUCUGUUCCGUGCUCUCUGGUGAAGGGUUACUGCAGUUCCAUCAUGUGGAGCCGAGAGCGGGGCCGCCUCAAGCCGUUACGCUGCGGGGUGGAGGAGCUACGGUGCCGCCGGCGGGAGCGGGAGGCAGCACUGCGGAAGGCACGGAGAGAGCAGCAGCUGGUCAGCAAGAGGCUGCUGAGAGACGAAGCCUUGGAGGAAGCCGAGGAGGGAUGUGUGGCCGUGAUCUUCGGGGAAGCCGAGAUCCAGCAGUUCCUGCGGUUAGCCCAGCGGGGGACAGAGGAAAAGGAGAGAGAGGGGGCUCUGGUCAGCCUUCGGCGAGGCUUGCAGCGCCCUGAGACACAGCAGACCUUCAUCAGGCUGGAGGGCAGCAUUCGGACCCUAGUCGGGCUCCUGACCAGCAACCGGGCCCUGCUGCAGCUUGAGGCGGCUCGGUGCCUUCAUGAGCUGUCUCACUCUGAGCAGUCUGCAGUAGUUGAGGCCUGCCUGCCAGCCACUUCCUACCUUCUCACCUACCUCUCCGGUCACAGCUCAGACUUUAUAGAGCUCUGUCUGUAUACACUGGGUAACCUGAUUGUGGAGAGUGAGGCUGUGAGAAGGCAGCUCCUGCCACAGGGCAUUGUUCCAGCCUUGGCUGCCUGCAUCCAGUCUCCCCAUCUGACUGUGCUGGAAGCUCUUGGAUAUGCCUUGUCCCAGCUUCUGCAGGCUAAGGAAGCUCCAGAGAAGAUCAUCCCCUCUGUCCUGGGCUCCACUCUCCCCCAACAUAUGCUGCAACUGUUGCAACCUGGCCCAAAGCUGAACCUUGGAGUAGCUGUGGAGUUUGCCUGGUGCCUUCACUACAUCAUCUGCAGCCAGGUCAACAAUGCCCUGCUCAUCACCCAGGGCGCUCUGUCCACCCUGGGGCUGCUGCUGUUGGACUUGGCUGGGGCUGUCCAGAGAACUGAGGAUGCAGGACUGGAGCUGCUGGCAUGCCCUGUGCUUCGGGGUCUAAGCAACUUGCUAACAGAGGCAGCAGCAGAGGCUGUGGGAAGGCAACUGCAGCUCCGAGAUGAGCGUGUUGUGGCAGCCUUAUUUAUCCUUCUGCAGUUCCUCCUCCAGAAACAGCCCAGCCUGCUUCCUGAGGGCCUCUGGCUCCUUAACAACCUCACUGCAAACAGUCCUAGUUUCUGCACCUCCUUGCUCUCCCUGGAUCUGAUUGAGCCCCUCUUGCACUUGUUGUCUGUAUCUAAUGUGGUGCUCACGGUUCUGUGCAACGUUGCAGAGAAAGGUCCUGCUUACUGUCAGCGUCUAUGGCCAGGGCCCCUGCUCUCCUCCUUGCUGGACACGUUGGCCUUCUCUGACACUGAAGUAGUAGGCCAGAGUUUGGAGCUGCUGCAACUGCUGUUCCUCUAUCAACCAGGGGCUGCCCAGGCCUUCUUGCAGCAGUCAGGGCUGCAGGCCCUACAAAGGCAUGAGGAGGUGGCACAGCUCCAGGAUCGUGUGCAUGCUCUCCAGCAGAUAGCUCUUCAUGGGUGACUUGACUUCUCGAAGUCAUGUACUCCACUCCCCAUCUCCCCCACUCCCCAGCUUCCUGGCCCACAGAGCCCCUUUGGGAGGUUUAGAACCAUAAUGACAUCAUGCCCUCUGCUCCCACACCUAAGCCUAAGUCAAGAUCUCUGGAUCCCAGCUCCUCCUGUUUUACCCAGCAGGGUCCAGGCGGGAGGACCAGAGGGAACCCAGUGUGGCCUACUUAAUCUGGGUCCAUAGAAUCUCCUUUUUUC